AUGCCUUAUACAACUCCAGCUGAAAUCAGGCGCAGAAAAACAGGCCAGGAACCAAAUGAACGCCCGGCUCUUGUGCGUGAUGAAGCUACCGUGGUCGACUACGAACAUGACUUUGCAUUUCUCCCGCUUUUCAAGGCAUUAUUUGGUCUAAUCAUCCUCAACUUUGCCGUGUCAUUGCUAGUGACUGGUACACCUUUAUGGGGUGAGUCUACGAAAUGGACUAACCAGAGGUAUCUUGCACAUGUUUCAAGAACAAUAUUUCGUCCUCUGCCAGAGUUUUCUGAUGCAGAGCUGGCGCUUUACGAUGGCGAAGCUAUUCACGAAGCUGCUGUGGCAAAUAGCCCAUAUAAGAUCCUGAUUGCUUUAAACGGAACAGUCUUUGAUGUAUCUGGAAGCCCGGAAACUUAUGGUCCUGGAGGUCCAUACCAUGGGUUUGCUGGCCGUGAUGCUGCUCGUGCAUUUGUGACUGGGUGUUUUUCUAAUCCUGCUGAAUACACUCACGAUAUGCGUGGACUUGAUCCGACAUUGGCUCAGGAAACUGUGACCGGCUGGACUCGGUUUUUCGAUACUAAUCAUAAGUAUUGGCGGGUCGGCACUGUUGUACACGAACCUUUAGAGCUUGACGAGGAUAUCAAUCCUCCCCCAGAACCAUGUUCCAACGGACGCGGACAAAAACCUGGGUUCCGCGACGAAUACAUUUUACGCAAAAAGAAAAAGAUGGUUAUCAAAAACAAGCUUUUUGAGUAA
This is a messenger RNA of Magnusiomyces paraingens, 747 nucleotides long. RefSeq lists its product as uncharacterized. The transcript has a single exon. Bases 1 to 747 code for a protein of 248 amino acids. Gene Ontology annotation, cellular component: endomembrane system; membrane. NCBI's taxonomy places the organism in Eukaryota, Fungi, Ascomycota, Dipodascomycetes, Dipodascales, Dipodascaceae. The record is from RefSeq and is a predicted model, not a curated record.